UCUUCUUCUUCUACUGUCUUCCUAGAAAAAAAAUUUUGCUCAAGAUUAAAAGAAAAGAAAAAUUUGUUAUGCUAAAACUUUAAAUUAAAGCCAGUGAAUUAAAAUUAACAACCAAAUCCACAAUGGGAUUCAAGAAAGACCUAAGAAUUCUUGUGAAACCCUAUUAUUGGGUCAAUAUCCUAUUAAGUUUCUCCUAUUUGAUCGGAAAACGAAUGCCAUUCGUUUGUAAUUAUCUCUUCAAGCACAAGGAGGAAACUUGUGAGCUCGAUGGUCGUGAGGUUGAAAUUCUAUUCUUUCUGGUAAUUGUCGUAAUGAUUCGCUCACGAAAGACAGGAAGUGUGACAAUGAUCAAUUACUUGACUUCGUCGUUUAUCUACACUAAAGUGGCUAAUUUGAUCUUGUGGGCGUACGGUGAUUUUCGCUACGGCAUCGUUUUUCUUCUCAUAUUUGUUAUUGUUGGCUUGGUGUGUCCGGAGCCGACUUACAAAGGACCCGAACACGUAACCUACUUCCGCAGUGCACAGACUUUCGAAGAGGAACUCAAUAAGGACAAACGCAUCGUAUGGAUUGUUUGCUUCUACACAGUUUGGAAUCCAUCGUGUGUUAAUUUUGCCCCAGUUUUUUCUGAACUAUCAGCCGAAUAUCAUUUGGACAAUUUACGCUUUGGUAAGAUCGAUGUCGGCCGGUUUCCAGAUGCUGCCGCCAAGUUCCACAUCUCUGACAGUAGCUUUUCACGACAACUGCCAUCGGUGAUUCUAUUUAAAAACGGAAAGGAAGUCGAUCGUCGUCCGACUGUCGAUUCAAAAGGAAAACUCCAGAAAUUCUUCUUUUCCAAAGAUAACAUUCGUGCUGCUCUGGGCAUGAAUGAUUUGUACAAGAACUGUGUUGAGAAUCCCAUUAAACAGUCGAAGGUUGUAGAAAAGAAAACGAAUUAAUUUAAAAAAACUAGUAUCCUUAUCCUCGUCGAAUAGAGUCAAAACAGUAGUUUGUGCGUAGCUUUAAGUUCCUUUCAUCAUCUAGUUUAAUUUAGUUUUUUCUUGACGCCUUGUAUUUUAGGUACAAAUCAUAAUUUCUAUGAUUUGCCAAUGUGUGUAUAUUUUCAAUGCUAUUCUCACAAGUUACAGCACAGAGUUUGUGUUAUUUUAACAGUGUGCAUUUAGUAAUAUAAUUUUAUUGCUUGGUCGAGA
Messenger RNA from Eupeodes corollae, 1187 nucleotides. Its product is annotated as thioredoxin-related transmembrane protein 2 homolog. Gene Ontology annotation, molecular function: disulfide oxidoreductase activity. The record is from RefSeq and is a predicted model, not a curated record. Lineage: Eukaryota; Metazoa; Arthropoda; Insecta; Diptera; Syrphidae. Bases 123 to 935 code for a protein of 270 amino acids. Gene Ontology annotation, cellular component: membrane-bounded organelle. The transcript has a single exon.